Molecule: messenger RNA, 2181 nt
Organism: Sitodiplosis mosellana (orange wheat blossom midge)
Lineage: Eukaryota; Metazoa; Arthropoda; Insecta; Diptera; Cecidomyiidae
Exons: 5
Coding region: 646-1743 (365 amino acids)
Molecular function (GO): serine hydrolase activity
Source: RefSeq, a predicted model, not a curated record
UGAUGCGAACGUUUAAGCGAAUCGUAUGAUUCCACCGUUCGAUGGUAGCAUACAUGCCCAUACAUCAAAAAUCCACAUAGCAUUGUAAAGCAGUCGUGCCGAACACAAUUCAGUCGGUCGCUGAACAUCGAUUCAUUCAGUAGCUGAGCCAGCAAAAGAACAUAGUGGACAGCUGUGAGAAAAAAACUCAUAUUUUUCACACACUAUCACACAUGAAGUGUUAGUUUCUUUGAAUUUCUCCUUCAAAUUGGAUAUAUUUUCAAGAACCACAAAAUCAAAUGCAACAAAACAUUAGUAUUUGUUUUUCAUUGGAUUAUUUGGCGGAUUCAAUUAAAACUCCGAUAAUAAAAAAGAUUGUGAUUCGUUCUCGGCCCAAUAUAAAUUAAGGGUUCUGUGUGACGAUGAUAUACCGAUCAAUCAAUUCCCAUUAAAUAAUUAAUUGUGAUUGUGUGAUAUUCCAAAAGUACAACUCAACAUCAGAAACAUUCAACAAAUAUAUCGAUCACCAAAAUCGGUGUGCUUAGACAAUUUCCGUCUGAAUUCAGUUGAAAGUAAAUUGAAUUUGCCAGUUGAAACGUACGAAAGGUGGUUUUUUAUUUUGCUACUAUUUUAAAGUUCAGUAAAUAAAACGAAUUGUUUGAAAGAAUGUUUCACUCCAAAUUGUCCACGAUGCGAAUGGGAGCGACAGCCGUCAUCAGUUCGGUCAAUCGAUUGCAGCUUGCCAUUGAUGCAAGUAAAUCGAUAUCGACUGCAGCAUAUUAUCCUUGUCGAUAUCAGCAUGUGACGUGUCCUGCACCGACGACCAAAUCAAUCCACUCGCAAAGCGCUCUCAGCUAUUCGAGUUUCAGCAAGAAGCAUGCAAUCAUUGGACGCAAUAAUUUGGCAUUGCCGCAGCUUCGUUCGAUUAGUACUCAUGAAAUAACAAAGCACAUGCGAUUGCUAAGCGAGCAGAAGAGAUGCAUUGAGAAAGAUGACACCACAUUAAGAUUGAAAACCGAACUCGACAAACCUUUGGUCGUUAUGUUCCAAUGGCUAAUGGCAAAGCCAAAUCAUAUCAAGAAAUAUGCUCAAAUUUACAUCGAUCAAGGGUUCGAUGUAAUGACUGUGAGUGUUACACCAUGGCAAGUGAUGUGGCCAACUAAGGGGACACAGUUGGUUGCGGUUGACGUGGUCAAAUUUUUGGAAAACAAUGUGAAUCAAAAAAACCCGGUACUCUUGCACGGUUUUUCGGUUGGCGCCUAUCUAUGGGGGGAAUGUAUGGUCCAUAUGUCACGCGAUGUGGAUCGUUAUCGUCUUUUAAUUGAUAUGAUUCAGGGGCAAGUUUGGGACUCUGCUGUGGAAUUAUCGGAACUCACAAUUGGCGUGCCAAAAGCCGUUUUCCCCAGAAAUGAUACUUUGCAAAACGCAUUGAAAAAUUACUUGAUGUAUCACUUGAGAACAUUCCACAUUCCGGCCACACAGCACUAUAUUCGAGCAAGCCAAGUAUUUGCAAGCACUUUGGUGAAGAAGCCUGCCUUGUUCCUUCUCUCACACAGCGAUCCAAUCGGUUCGGUCAAGGCAAAUACCCUAGUAAAGCAAUCAUGGGAAUCGGCCGGCAUUCGUUGCGACUGGAAAUGCUGGGACAAAUCACCGCAUGUGGCUCAUUUUCAGCGCUAUCGUGAUGAUUAUACCAACAUUUUGUUUGGUUUUCUACACUCAGUCAACAUGAUACAGGAAGCUGAAGCCAUGCGUGCUCGUAUUUAAAUACAAUUAACUUUAAAUAAAUGAAGAAGAAAGAAACUAAGUAUCUUUUGUUCGAUUUUGGCGAUUUCUGUACGAUUUUUUUUUGAAAAUUGUUUUCAUUUUUUUGUCGUUAUUUUUAUGUUUAUCAUUUUUGUUAUUGGAACCAUUUGUUUUUAUCUUAAAUUUCAAUGACUUCUCGUUCCAUAAAUUAUCGAUCAAAGGGAAAAUUGCAUUCUUCAAUAAAUAUGUUUUAUAUUAUGUGGUACAUCAUAGUAUGUGGUUUCUGGUUUUCAAUCCGUUGAAAGCUAUUCAAAUAUUAUCAUUUUAUAUUUUUCCACACACACACACACACACACACACACACACACACAUACAGAGAGAUAUAUGUAUGAUUUAUUUAAGAUCACCAAGUAUCCAAAUGUCUAGAUCAUUGAAAAUAAAAUUUAUAUGACUAGCCAA